AUGGCUGAUAAGAAGAUCCUGAUUGUUGGAGCUUCAGUUGCAGGGCCUAUGGCGGCCUUCUGGCUAGCCAAGACCGGAGCAGAUAUCACCGUCGUUGAACGCCAUGAAGCGAUGCGAGAUGGUGGUCAAAACGUGGACAUCCGAACGUCAGGGGUGACGGUUGUCCAGAAAGUACCUGAAAUGGAAGCACGGAUUCGCGCUGCUGCAGCUCCACUUGAAGGAAUGAGUGUUCUUAGCAGCAAGGGCCAAUCGAUACUUACCAUCAAAUCGACUGGUGAUCCAAAACAGCAAUCUCUCAUGUCCGAAUAUGAGAUUUUUCGCGAUGACCUAUCGAAAAUACUUUUCGACUUCGCCAAAGACCUUUUAAAUGUUCGAUACGUGUUCGGAGAGCAAGCGAAGUCAAUGACACAGGACGAAAAGGGCGUCGAUGUGGAGUUUUUGAACGGACAUCUGCCCCAGUCUCGAUAUGAUCUGGUCGUUGCAGCUGACGGCGCCACGUCUCGCACGAGGGCUUUAGCAUUCGACUGCAAAGUGCGUGAUCAUAUGAGUUCGAUGAAUGCAUGGGCUGCGUACUCUACCAUCAAGAAGGAUCUUUUGAACACAUCGAAAACAGGACAACUAACAACGUCUACACCUGGCAGAGGCAUCAUUCUACUACCGGAUCAUGAUUCCAAACAGAACCGCGUACUACUUAUGGGUUCUCACGGCUCCGAUGAAACAUCGAUUAUGCAUUUAUUCCGUCAGGCGGUAAAGGGCGGAGACAGGGCCUUGAAGGACUUCUUGGGCGACUUCUUCCACGGCCAUGGCCGUGAUGACAUCCUAACAGCGGUCGAGCAAUCGAACAAACUAUAUGCCUCUGAAGCUGCACAAGUCAAAGCCCCGUCUCUCUACAAAGGCCGCAUCGUCUUGUUCGGCGACGCAGGUUACGCCGCAGGCCCAGUUGGAACGGGAACGAGCCUUGCCAUCACAGGAGCGUACGUCCUGGCAGGCGAGAUCAACAGUCAUCCAGACGACCUCUCCACCGCUUUGCAAAACUACUCAGAAAGGAUGCGUCCAAUCAUCCAAGACAUGCAACAGAUACCUCCUGGCUUUCCUGGCAUCAUGACUCCCCAGACUGCGUGGGGGCUGAGCGUGCGGAAUGCUGUACUGCGGAUCAUAUCAUAUAUGAUGCUUGCGAGUGAAUAUUGGCCGGUGGCAGCGCCACUUGGAUGGUUAGUUGGGCUGUACGCAAGUGCAUUUGGCAAGGACAAGUACUCUAUACCGUACUACGCCUUCGAAUGA
Molecule: messenger RNA, 1281 nt
Organism: Zasmidium cellare ATCC 36951
Lineage: Eukaryota; Fungi; Ascomycota; Dothideomycetes; Mycosphaerellales; Mycosphaerellaceae
Exons: 2
Coding region: 1-1281 (426 amino acids)
Molecular function (GO): FAD binding
Source: RefSeq, a predicted model, not a curated record